Candida albicans SC5314 is the source of this 1410-nucleotide messenger RNA. RefSeq names its product protein translocase subunit (gene TIM50). The transcript has a single exon. Lineage: Eukaryota; Fungi; Ascomycota; Pichiomycetes; Serinales; Debaryomycetaceae. The coding region runs from base 1 to 1410 and encodes 469 amino acids. The record is from RefSeq and is a predicted model, not a curated record. Gene Ontology annotation, molecular function: phosphoprotein phosphatase activity.
AUGUUCAGAACUCAAUCCAGAUAUUUGGUGAGAUCUAUUUUGGCUAAUCAUUGUGUAUUGCCAAGCACACGUAUGGCAGUUUCUCCAAUACUUAACCAAUCGAUCAAGUUCUAUUCAUCCAAAGACAAUGCCACCGACAAGAGUCAGGAAAAAGAACAACCUAAAUCUAUUUUAAACGACGACAUGUUAGCUAGAGCAGGGUUUGAAGAUGUUGAUCCUAAAGAGGAAACCAGCAAUAGUGAAGAACAAGCUACUAAACAAACAGGACGUAAAAGAAAGAGAGCUCAAACUUCUAAAGACUUGCAACGUGAAAGAUAUGCCAAUAUGUUUUAUUUAUCUGCUUUAAUAUUUGGUGUAGCAGGGGUUGGAUACAUGAGUAGAGACUGGGAUUCGGAAAAGGAACAAGAAGAGAUGGAUGGUAAGAACGUGGAGAAUGGUUAUACCCCAAAAUUAAUGUAUGAAAGAUUGAGUAAAAGAUUGGGAUCAUUGUUCACAUUUUUCUCAGAACCAGCAUUUGAAAACUUAUUGCCACCACCGCCACCAGAGCAAUACCGUCGUCCAUUAACUUUAGUUGUUACUUUGGACGACUUUUUGAUUCAUUCCAACUGGGAUACCCAACAUGGAUGGAGAACUGGUAAAAGACCAGGUUUGGAUUAUUUCUUGGGUUAUUUGUCUCAAUAUUAUGAAAUUGUCGUUUUUUCUUCAAACCUGCAAAUCUACUCCGAUAAAACUGUCAAUAAAUUAGAUCCGUACCAUGCAUACAUUUCCUAUGCAUUGUUUAGAGAAGCUUGCCGUUACAAAGAUGGUAAAUUGAUCAAAGACUUGUCAUUAUUGAACCGUGAUUUGGGUAAAACUGUUAUGAUUGAUGUUGACGAAGAUUCUGCUGCUUUGCAACCUGAAAAUUCAAUUAUUGUUAAGAAAUGGGAAGGCCAACCUGAUGAAUAUUUAAUUUCAUUGAUUCCAUUCUUGGAAUACUUGGCUACACAACCAGUCAAAGAUGUUAGACCAAUCUUGAAUUCAUACAAGGAUAAAUCCAAUAUUGUCGCCGAAUUCGCAGAACGUGAGAACAAAUUGAGAGAACAAUGGAGAAAAGAUCACGGUGGAAAUAAUGGGAAACCAAAUGCCGGUAAUUUCAUUGCUAAAUUGUUAGGUAUUCCAGUUCCAGAACCAAAAAUGCCAUUGGAUAUUAUUAGGGAACACGGUCAAUUGCAAUACGAACAUUUCCAGAAAUACUUGCAAGAAAAUGCCCACAAAUUCUUAGAAGAAGAACAGAAAUUGAAAGAUGAAUUUGGUAAAGUUACUUUGAAUAAAUUGAUUACUGAAGGUGCUCCUAAUGCUGAAGAAAUUGCCAAAGUGCAACAACAAAGAGCAUUAGAGGAAGCUCAAAAGCAACAAGAGGGUCACAAAUAA